Messenger RNA from Penicillium macrosclerotiorum, 975 nucleotides. Its product is annotated as basic secretory family protein. The transcript has a single exon. The record is from RefSeq and is a predicted model, not a curated record. Lineage: Eukaryota; Fungi; Ascomycota; Eurotiomycetes; Eurotiales; Aspergillaceae. The coding region runs from base 1 to 975 and encodes 324 amino acids.
AUGUCGAGUUUCAUUUCGGUCCCCGCUGCUUCUUCAUCUGCAGUCCCCCAGCCAGAGCAGCAUUCUGAGCCACCGAGCUUGAAAGAGGAUGGCCAAAACCAAGACCAAAUACGAAAGGAAUGGAAAAAGCAUAUUCCAAAGCCCAAAUUACGCCUUCAUGCCGACGAGCUUCGCCACCCAGCGGUGUCCUCUUUCUUCGUUUUCAUUCCAGAUCUUGCGUCGACCUUAGACAUUGCGCUUUGGAAUAUUGUCAAAUAUCUAUACACGGUCCCUGAGUAUAAUUCUCCUACCGGAGAAUCUGGAAAACAUUUCAAACGACCCUAUUUCCACCCCUCGAUUCCCGGCACUCGUUCAGUUACCGUCUUUCUACGGAAUUUCGACGGAGUCGCAUACACUCUUGGCACGGAACUGGACAACGACCACAAAGAGAUUCAUCUGUCUCUCCCUUAUAUCAAGCAUUGUAUGGAUUCGGCGGCCAGUGCUGAUCCAGUCUGUGAGUUAACGGGGGUUCUCACACACGAGCUCGUGCAUUGCUACCAGCACACCUCGCCCCCGAGGAACGAUGGCAAAGAGACAAAGGAUAUUCCGAAUCCGCCAGGAGGUCUGAUCGAAGGCAUUGCAGAUUUUGUACGGCUCAAGGCUGAUCUCUCACCACCGCAUUGGAAACGUCCCACGUCCUCAAAUGAACGAGAGAAGAAGUGGGAUGCAGGCUACCAACAUACGGCUUACUUCCUAGCAUGGAUCGAGGGCGAAUGGGCGGGUGAAGGCGCGAUUGGGAUGUUGAAUGACCAACUUCUAAGAGUCGGCUAUGAGGAUGGGGAUGGAGAACAUGGCAAGGGCGUGGGUUUUUGGAGGGGUCUUUUCGGGGUAACCGUUGAUGAACUGUGGGAUGAGUACGGCAAGUAUCUUGAUGGCUAUGAGGACGAUGAAAAAAAGACUAAAGGCAACUGGGAGGAAGAGAUUGUUAAUCCAUGA